UCCCUUUUUAAUUUAUUGGAUAUUAAUUCGGAUAAGAAAUGGAAAAUGAUUUCCGCAUAAAUCGAUCGUUGUGAAUAGAAAGCAUAUGUGUGCAUGCGUGAAUUACUUGUAUUUUAAAGUUCUGGGAGGAGCAAUGUCGUGUACUUUGAGGUAAAAUCAAGAGGGACGCUAAAUCUGUCAGAAAUGAAUGAGGAAAUAAUGAUAUGUGUGUUUCUAUGGAUGUCAGCAAUCAUAAUAAGGGUACAAAGCUGUACACUACCAACAGACUGGGACGGAGAAUGGCACGACAGCAGUGACACAACACAAGACAUAACAUUCACCCUGUCUGACAAAUACGUUGUUGGCUGGAAACACCAGAUAUACUCAGCCACCAUUACAUCAUGGACAUGCAUAGCCGACAAAGCGUCCGACAAUCUACUGCUGUUUAAGUCAAACCAAACAACAAAUGUUUUUGGUGCAGAUCAUAACGUAUAUCGGUGUUUAAAGUGGCAAAAGUUAACAGACUACUCAUACACGUAUCUCAUACACGCAAAUAACGAGUCCAAUGCUGGGGAUGCCCGUGUACUUGUUCAAACAACAACAGACGUAGUUAACGUGAGUUACGCAUGUAACCCUUCCCAGGGUCUGCCGACAGCAGUAGAAACAGUUGUUAUGAUUAAGAAAGAUUACAUCCUAAAUGCAACACAAAAUUGCCCAACACCUUUCUUGGGAAGCUUUAAUUAUACGUUCAAUGACGGUUCUACAACAUAUUGUGAUGGCACAAGCGUUUGGGAUGUUUGCUCAGAUAGAACUCAGAUGGUGGUCAAUUACACUCUGUGCUCAACACAGCAAUUUUACUCAGCUGGUGGUGUGGCAUAUUGUGCCUAUUCUACUUCCGUUGGUAGUAAUUAUUACGUCACAGUAAUUAACGCCGAUACAACAGUUGAUUUCACAACAACACACCGAUUUACAUGCUAUGCCGUUACUUCUUUCGGUGGGAAGGUCUUCGCCAGUGACAACAAAGGGGCGUGUGGACAAAGUCAAACACCGACAUCCAAAAUGUCAACAGGCGCGGGGACAUUAGAAUUUGUUGCUUAUGAGACGUGUCAUUCCUUUACUUCCGCUGCCGCCUCAGAAAGCUCUAGCAACAUAGGUAUCAUUGCUGGAGCCGUGGUAGGGGUUAUUGUUAUAGCAGUAGCAGUCACAGUAGGAAUCGUCAUAUAUAAAAAAUAUAAAGCCAAGAUAAAUCCCAGAGAGCACAGUGAUGAAGAGAAAGUUCAACCACCAGACCCAGCUGUGACCCCUAGGGAUGCCACUGUUAUAGAACCACCUGCUGAUAAACCAAACACUCUUCCUCCUUUACAAAAAUAGCUCUCAGCAUCCAACCAGGAGGUCAACUCUAGUGAGACAGAGGAAUUCCGGGCCGUAUAUUGCCAAAACAGAAGUAUUAAUUCGGUGUUGGUUCAUCAACUCUUUCUGUAAAUGUGAUCCGUAAUUUACCCCAGCAUUUAAUUUAUAAUUUAUGUUCACUAAUUUCUGUGAUAAAUUUGUGUUGUAUGACAUUUAAUGAUGCCAUUUUUUAUUUCAAGAGAUGUAUUGACACCGAGAGUUUAUCAAUUGUAUGUCUGAUUGUUACGUCAUGAAAACUGAAUGAAGUUAGCUUGUUUGCUUAUUGAAUCUUGCUGAAACAUGCAUGUACUAAGUGUAUUGUGUCUUACUACAGAGCUGUUGCUUAAGACAUUUGAUAUUGUAAUCAAAAACGGAAAUAGUGCUAUAAUCUCAAAGAAAUAUAUUUUUAUUGUUUGUGCAUGAUUUGAGUGGUUCUGUUUUUCUCCAUGUCUUUCAUUUACUAAUUAGUGCAUUACACAAAUGAAGUUUAUUUAUUUUUCU
Saccostrea echinata is the source of this 1869-nucleotide messenger RNA. RefSeq lists its product as uncharacterized. Bases 184 to 1350 code for a protein of 388 amino acids. The record is from RefSeq and is a predicted model, not a curated record. The transcript is spliced from 11 exons. NCBI's taxonomy places the organism in Eukaryota, Metazoa, Mollusca, Bivalvia, Ostreida, Ostreidae.